AUGGUCCUGGAGAACUGGGUCAAAUCUGAUUCGGGCCCUUUUUUUUUGUACUACUUCAGCGGAAGGAAAUGGGUUUUUGGGGACGCUUUCUGCAAGAUGACAAGAUUCUGCUUCAACGUGAACUUGUACUGCAGCAUCGGGUUCCUCACCUGUAUUAGUGUGUACAGGUACCUGGCCAUCGUCCAUCCUCUGAGAAUGAUGGGAAGACUAACUGUGACUCGUUCUGUGCUGAUCUCAGUCCUUGUUUGGCUUUUGGUGAGUGUUCAAAGUAUGCCAGACAUCUUUUUUCCAAAAUCAGUCAAUGGCACAGAAAAGUGCUUUCACUCUACAAGCCUUGAAAAGACUGAGGAUUACCUAACAUACAGCCUUGUGUGGACAACCACUGGAUUUUGUAUCCCAUUACUCAUCACUCUGGGCUGCUACGGACAUGUGACUUUUUUUUUUCUUUGUCGCAGGAACACUAUAAAGAAGACACUGAGACAAAAGUGUGUGAAAUUUCUUUUCAUCUUGAUUCUUCUUUUCUCUGUCUGUUAUAUUCCUUAUCACGUGUUUAGGAACCUAAGUCUCUUUUCUAGAAUUCAGAGCAAACAGAAUAUCUGUGUUUGGUGGGAUAAACAUGUUUUUACAGGUCAUCAGAUCAGUCGGGGGCUUGUGUGUCUGAACAGUGCUCUCAAUCCUCUGGUUUAUCUUCAGAUGAGUGAAAAUAUUCUCACUGACAUCCGGCACCUGCCACAACAAGUUCGUAAGAUUUUCCAUUGUAUGUUUGUGUGCAGCUGGAACAGAGUAGCUGUGUCACAAAGUGAAGACAUUUAGAAUUUCUUUCGGGUUCAGAAACUCC
Molecule: messenger RNA, 838 nt
Organism: Oryzias latipes (Japanese medaka)
Lineage: Eukaryota; Metazoa; Chordata; Actinopteri; Beloniformes; Adrianichthyidae
Product: P2Y purinoceptor 1-like
Biological process (GO): G protein-coupled receptor signaling pathway
Cellular component (GO): membrane
Molecular function (GO): neuropeptide receptor activity
Source: RefSeq, a predicted model, not a curated record